CUCAAAGCUCACGCGUCUGCAGACCUUAUUUAAAGGCUAGGGGGGGGGAUCCAAGAGUCUAGACAGAGACAGCCAUGAUUCCCCCUUUCGAUGUGUGCAUCCCACCCUCCGACUCAAUCGUAACGGUCAAAGCCAUAAAUGUUGGUACCGACGCGACGCUCUCUCCUGCUUCAUUUUUCUUGCAACCUGUCCUCGAUGGCUUCGAAGGCGCCUAUGGGCCCAUAUACGCCUUCUUGAUUGAACACCCUGUCAAGGGAAGAGUAAUGUUCGAUCUGGGGAUUCGCAAAGACCAGAACAACCUCUCUCCAGCUGUGCAGGGGCUGCUGGAGAUCUGGAAAAAGAUGGGGCCGUAUUCCUUGGUCGUAGACGGCGAUGUCGCUGGGAGACUAACCGCUGGUGGUGUUGACCUAGAGAGCAUUAAAGCCGUAAUCUGGAGCCACUCCCAUUUAGAUCACACCGGCGAUAUGGCGACAUUCCCUCCAACGACGGAACUUCUUGUCGGUCAAGGGACUGAUUUACGAACAUAUCCCGAAUUCCCCGACGCGACCCUCGUGGAAAGCGAUCUUGCAGACCGCAAAGUUACAGUGCUUUCCUUUGAAGAUAGCACCCUUCGCAUUGCCGACCUAUCUGCUGUGGACUAUUUUGGUGACGGUAGCUUCUAUCUUCUAGAUACACCGGGGCACCAUCCCGGCCACAUAUCCGGCCUUGCACGCGUAACUUCUACAACAUUCAUCCUCCUUGGAGGCGACUGCUGCCAUCAUCCGGGUCAGCUCAGGCCGACGGCCACCCUUCAUGCACGUUGCCCUUGUCCAGGACAUGUCAUUGACUCUGCCAAGUCUUCCGUUUGCCCAAAGCAGUUCUCGUCCUCCUCGGAUGCGCAGUUUGAUCUGUUAUCCCGCAACAGUCCCAUGCUAGGUAUACCCUCGGGAUUGACAGUCUAUGCUGACCCCGAGACAGCUACUACCACAAUAGAGAAGCUGCUCAAGCUGGAUGCACAUCCCGAUAUUUUAUUCCUCAUUGCUCAUGAUAGUUCCGUUCCUGGGAAGAUAGACGAAUUCCCCAAGAGUCUGAAUGACUGGAAGGAUAAGGGAUGGAAGCAGGAGUUGACAUGGGCAUUCCUAGAGGAAAAAAGUCGCGCAUUUAGAUUCGGUACCGUGAAGGCUUGAAUAUUCAAGUGUUUUGUUUCACUAUUUGAUAUCUGGUUUCCGUAAUGCUGGUGAUACAGAGAUAAUUGUACAAGCAUG
Guyanagaster necrorhizus is the source of this 1244-nucleotide messenger RNA. RefSeq names its product Metallo-hydrolase/oxidoreductase. The transcript is spliced from 5 exons. NCBI's taxonomy places the organism in Eukaryota, Fungi, Basidiomycota, Agaricomycetes, Agaricales, Physalacriaceae. The record is from RefSeq and is a predicted model, not a curated record. Bases 75 to 1166 code for a protein of 363 amino acids.